Molecule: messenger RNA, 5349 nt
Organism: Zonotrichia albicollis (white-throated sparrow)
Lineage: Eukaryota; Metazoa; Chordata; Aves; Passeriformes; Passerellidae
Source: RefSeq, a predicted model, not a curated record
CUAUGUAGGAAACCUGUCCAGAGAUGUGACUGAGGUUCUCAUACUUCAGUUAUUCAGCCAGAUUGGACCAUGCAAAAGCUGUAAAAUGAUAACAGAGCAACCCGAUAGCAGAAGGGUCAACUCUUCUGUUGGAUUUUCUGUUUUGCAGCAUACAAGCAAUGACCCUUAUUGCUUUGUGGAAUUUUAUGAACACAGAGAUGCAGCUGCUGCAUUAGCUGCUAUGAAUGGGAGAAAAAUUUUGGGAAAGGAGGUCAAAGUAAACUGGGCAACAACACCAAGUAGCCAGAAAAAAGAUACAUCCAAUCACUUCCAUGUGUUCGUUGGGGAUUUAAGUCCAGAAAUAACAACAGAAGACAUCAAGUCAGCAUUUGCUCCUUUUGGUAAAAUAUCGGAUGCACGGGUAGUUAAAGAUAUGGCAACUGGAAAGUCAAAAGGCUAUGGUUUUGUAUCUUUUUAUAACAAACUGGAUGCAGAAAAUGCUAUUGUACACAUGGGAGGCCAGUGGUUGGGAGGCCGCCAGAUCAGAACUAACUGGGCAACAAGGAAACCACCAGCCCCUAAAAGUACACAAGAAAAUAAUACAAAACAGUUGAGAUUUGAAGAUGUAGUAAAUCAGUCAAGUCCAAAAAAUUGUACUGUGUACUGUGGAGGAAUUGCCUCGGGCCUAACAGAUCAGCUUAUGAGACAGACUUUUUCACCCUUUGGACAGAUUAUGGAAAUAAGGGUGUUUCCAGAAAAAGGUUACUCAUUUGUCAGGUUUUCAACCCAUGAAAGUGCAGCACAUGCUAUUGUUUCAGUUAAUGGAACCACAAUUGAAGGACAUGUUGUUAAAUGUUAUUGGGGUAAAGAAUCCCCUGAUAUGACUAAAAACUUCCAGCAGGUGGAUUACAGUCAGUGGGGACAGUGGAGCCAAGUAUAUGGAAACCCACAACAGUAUGGGCAAUAUAUGGCUAAUGGGUGGCAAGUACCAUCAUAUGGAAUGUAUGGCCAAGCAUGGAAUCAACAGGGUUUUGGAGUAGACCAAUCUCCAUCUGCUGCCUGGAUGGGUGGAUUUGGUGCUCAACCUGCCCAGGGCCAAGGUGCUCCUGUAAUACCUAACCAAGCUGGAUAUGGUAUGGCAAGCUACCAAACACAGUGAGCUGGGACUCUGUUUAAAAGUGUGUAUUUCAUGAUAGGCUGCAGUUUCCAGUGACAUUCUGAAGACUGGAAUGUAGACAAUGAAAAAAACAAAAGAAAAUAUUUAUUUUAAAAAUGGAAAUGUUUGGAACCUUUAGCACAGCUUUGCUUUGGUGAAGGACACAAAUGUCUUCUAGUUCUGCCUUUUUAAGUUUUUGUUCAUGAUGGAUAUGAACAUGUUUUUCUUUGUGUACAAAACUUCAAAAUAAAGUCAAUAAAGACAAUUCUGACUACAAAUUUUGAUAUAGUAGGAGAAAUGGCUAAUGAAUUUGAUUUUGAGGUUACCAUUCCCUUUUUUUUUUUUUGUUUUGUCUUCAGUGUUUUAUAUCAUUGUGCUUUUAAGAGAAAUGACGUUGAAAAACAGGGAGUUGCUUUUAGCUGAACACACAUCCUGAAAUAAACUGUGGACCAAUCACUACAACCUGCAAGACAGUAUUGAGUUUUCCAGAAACCUAUGGACAUAGCUCAAAGUAUAUGUAGGUCUUGGAAGAAUUUUUUAAAAAAAUAUUUAAUUUUUCUACAUGCUUACAGAAAACAGCUGAUACAAUGAACAGUUCAGUCUGAAAUGAAAAACAGUACUGUCUGAGAAAUUUCACAUAACUUUUACUGUCCACAUUCAGGCACACGUUGAAACUUUUCAGAGCUGGUUUGCUUGUUAAAACUCUAGUAGUUUACAUUUAAUUUUAAGAAGUAAAAGUGUUUUUACAAGUAUGUUGUUUGUAUUCAAAUCAGACAGUCAUACUUGGGCUUUUACAUAAAGUUUGAAGGCUACACAUUGUAAAUAUUUCAUAAUUACAGUGUUUCAAAAGCAUGCUCAAACAUAGAAGUAGCAAUGUAAUUAUUCAAAGUAAUACUUAAUAUACCCUACUGCUUUAAAUGCAGUAGAUUGACAAGAAUGUGCAAGACUGACAUUUCCAAAGUUGGCUAUUAUGUAAAGUUACAUAAAGAACUAUAACAAAGAGCCUUAAUUUUAAUUUCAUAAAUCUUUAAUGCAUCACCUUUUUGUCAUUAGAAAUACAAAUUUUUUGCUUUACAUUAUUUGGUAUGUAAAUACCUUGGUUAACAACCUUGUAAACCUAUUUCAAGGUUAUUAUAAGUUGUAUAGUAUCUUGAGUGUUUUGAAAAAUCUUGAUGUUUUUUAAGUCUAGAAAUAUUUUGCCCAAGAAUUUUUUAACAAGAUUGUUAAAAACAUCUUAUUUUAGAGAAUAUUCAAUGUGCCAUUUGGUAAAUGGAGAUGCAGUUGAAACAGUACACUGAGUUGUGACUUAUUUUUAAUUAAAGUUUUUGUCUUUAUGGAUGGUUUGCAUGUGAUGAACUUGUACAGAGGCUGGGUUGUUUGUGUACUGAGUGUGUAAAUGGAUAAAUCAUGAAGAUGUUUAAAUGGUAUACUUGGGUUAUUUCUGAAUUAUUUUAUGGAUACAUUGAUAUAAACUGCCUCAAUAAAUUUGAAGUUGAAAAUGAAUGUAAGUUAGAAAUAAGUAAUGUGUCCUCCCUGUGACAGCUAGAGGGUGCAAAUGCCUCAGCUGUCAUCUGGAAUGCUGAGGCAGGCACGGUUGGAAGGGAAAGAGUAGGAUUUGCAGUGGUAGCUCAGUGCAGCAAACUUGCAUUUUAAAAGAAACAGAACUUUUGGUUUUUAGAGCUGGUAGUUGUGAGUGUCUGAGCAGCUGUGUAUUUUCUCUGUUUCUGGCCAUGCAGGUGUUGCGAGGUAGAGUAUUCUGUUUUGAAAUGGAGAUUUGCAGUUGUGUUAAACCCAGCCAGGUUGUGCAAAUAACUACACUUGUUGCUGUAGCAAAUCACAUGAGGGUUUUCUUUCCUCCUCUUUGAUUGAUGUGUGAAGUAGUACCUUGACUUUUAGAUCAGGUUGAGAGUGAGAUGUGCUGGAAGAGCAGUUUGGUCAGUUGGCUCAGCUGCACCAGAGGUACCUGUGACUCUGGGCAUCCAAUGCAUGCAAUAAUGACUGAGGUUAGUGUGGAACCACGAGUGCUCGUGCUGGCAGAGUUGGCCCUUUAUCUCCUUUUCUCCUUUAUGGUAUCUGUAGUGUCUUUCCACUCAAGGUAGGAAUCUUUGCCUCCAGGACUCUUGUUUUUCUAUACAUUUUGUACAUAUGUGUAUAUCUACGCGAGGAUCGGCCUAUACAUUGUAGUUUGGGAAAACCUCACAAGUAAGUCUGUGCUUUUGUUACACUCAGCUGGUUUAAAAAGUCUGUAGAGAUAUGAAUUGUGAGUUCCUUUAGGAUUUCUUAGGCUUCACUUGAAAUCUGGGGUUUCUGCAUCCUCCUAGGUGUUUGCCAUAUGGCUGUUCUGGGUGCAUGCUGGUGUGGAGGCAGUUUGUUCUUUAGGCGCUACUGAAGAUGUAGAUGAUGCGAGUACAUUGCCACAUAAAUGCCCAUAUAAAUGGGUGUGAGAUUAAGGCAGUGAUCUUUCAGGUCUCAAUGUGUAGAUCACUUUAAAUCUGAUUAUUUAAUAUGCCUGCUGUAGAGCUGGGCCGUACCUGAGCUGUAUUUCAGGAUGAAAGAUAGGAUAUACCUUCUGAUUUAAGUCUUUUGUCAUUGAUUUUUAUACAGCUUUUCUGUAAUGGUGAUAUUUCUUCGCAGACUGCUCAAGGUGUGGGGGUCUCCAGUGUCCUUUAAUGUUUCUCUAGCACUGCUAGGAGGAGUUGUAAAUUAGAUUGCUUUUUACUCAGUAGCAUUCAUAAAUGCAUCACUGACAAUUUUUUGGCACCAAAGAGCCUCUUGCACCAUACUGCUUUUAUGAGUGACACUUACACUGUUGUAAUUUCUCUAACUACAGAAAUUGACCACUACCUAACCCUUACCACUAGAAUUUGGAUUUCAGAAACACUGAUUUAUUAUGGCUUAAGUUGAUGCGUGCAACCUGAACCAAGGUUGUAAUCUGCGUUUGCAGAAAAUGUUCAAUAAAAAUGGAACAUGAUAAAGGGCUUAUCCUGUAUUUGUCAUCUGUCAAAGCAUUGUCCCUCUUUGCUGUAAAGCUGACAACAGGCAGACAAGGCUGAACUUGUAAACUAUGCACUUGCAACCAUGUAAAAGAUGUUUUAUUUAAAAAUUUUUCCUACAAAAUCAUUUUGUAUUUUGUGGAGUUGCAGUAGUAAGGCUGUAAAUCUAAGGUUACGUGUGUAGCUUCUCAUCAAUCCUGCCUCCUUGUGUAUAUUUGCUAACAGUUUUUAGACAUACCUGCAGAACCUUCUUCUUACUAAGAUAACUUCAUGAGAAGUGAUUCACUGUACCAGAACCAUUGCCUUCAUUUCACUCAAAAAAAGUCUCACAGUGAAUAAGGCUUAGUUUUGCAGAAAAAUAGUGAUUUGUUUUUCUUGUGUUUGUACACAAGGAAGCAGACUUAAACUGUAUGGACAUGAUUAGUGUCUGAUACUUCUUAAUUAUCUGACUGUUUUUGAACAAGGGCACAAGUGUUUGUUUUAAUCACGUGAAACUGUUUCCUGGUCAGCAAUAAAAGAUUUUGUUGCACUGUUCUUACAUUGCAAGAUACAGGCAAUCUUUUGUUCAGUAUACUUCCAAAAAAUGGAUGGGGUUUGUGAAGAACUGCCUUGUUCCAGCUUGAAGUUUCAUAUAUAGAUAUAAUCUGGGAUCUGGAUUGCGGCUGUAAGAGCAAAAGAAAGUUUUCUUGAAAGUUGAGUGAGAAUUCAUUUGUUCUGAUCACAUGUGGUGCCUAUCCCACAUUGAUAAAUUUAAGGGUUUUACAAUGUAAUGAAGUUUCUGUUCAUAAAAAGGCAACUGCAAGGCAGUAGCUUCUGGGAAAGUCUUUGGUGUGUUUCAUUUCAGCUGACUUCUAUGAAUCCAGUUGAUUGUUUAAAAAAAACCCUUAAAAGUUGUUGUGUUUUUCAAUAUCACAUGGAUAAAAUCCCAUCCUGCUGUACCAUAAUUUCAAAUCAAAGAAAAUGCUGAAGUGUUUACUGAAUGUUUUACUUGAAAAAGAAACAGGACUUCAUGUUGACAAGUGAACACUGAUUGUGUUGUCCUUCUGAGGCUGUGUGCUGAUGUGGAUCAUGGAUGUGUGAAUGACAGGCUCUGCUCACUGACAUUUCAAGGGUAAUGACUCAGAACGUUAAUUUGACAUCAGUAAUGAUUAUUUGAAUACAAGUUAUUCUUGCUUAAAUACACAGCUCCCUGUGCUUUGAUUAAAGCUGAUCAGAAUCUUA